Molecule: messenger RNA, 2204 nt
Organism: Copidosoma floridanum
Lineage: Eukaryota; Metazoa; Arthropoda; Insecta; Hymenoptera; Encyrtidae
Gene: Idh3g
Product: Isocitrate dehydrogenase (NAD(+)) 3 non-catalytic subunit gamma
Biological process (GO): tricarboxylic acid cycle; isocitrate metabolic process
Cellular component (GO): mitochondrion
Source: RefSeq, a predicted model, not a curated record
UUACUCUCUACGAGAAAUAACUAGAUCUCCCUAGCAGUUUUCAACCAGACGCAAGUCUAAAACUAGUAGAAUUGGCAAGGUCCUCAUAGAUCUCUUCAAAUUCUAAACAUGGCUGGCAGAUGUGUUCUCAGAUAUAUUCAACCAAAAUGUACUGUACCACAGAUGCAUGUACGCUGGGCAUCAGCAUCUGUGUCAUCCGGAAUAUCGGGAUUUGAAAUCCAGCAACAAAAACCAACAAUUAAAAAAAUCAUGCCCAUACCAAAAGCUCACUAUGGUGGACGACAUACUGUUACCCUGUUACCUGGUGCAGGUAUUGGUCCAGAGCUGAUGGGUUAUGUGAAAGAGAUAUUCAAAUUCGCCGGCGUCCCGGUUGACUUCGAGGAGAUCGACAUCGAUCCAAACGCGGACAACAACGACGACCUCGACUACGCGAUCACUUCGAUCCGGCGUAACGGCGUGGCUCUCAAGGGUAACAUCGAGACCCGUAGCAAGGAGGUAGGCGUCCUCUCGCGCAACGUGGCCCUGCGCAACCAGCUGGACUUGUACGUGAACGCCCUGCACUGUGUUUCCUACCCUGGGGUCACGUCCCGCCAGAAGAACAUCGAUCUCGUGAUCGUUAGGCAAAACACCGAGGGCGAGUACGCUAUGCUGGAGCACGAGAGCGUCAACGGCGUCGUCGAGAGCAUGAAAGUCAUCACCCAGUCGAACUCUGAAAGGGUGGCUCGUUAUGCCUUUGAAUACGCUAGGAGAAACGGUAGGAAGAAGGUCACCACAAUCCACAAGGCAAACAUAAUGAAGCUGUCGGAUGGUUUGUUCCUUGAAACCUCGCGCCAGGUGGCCAAGCAGUACCCAGAAAUCGUCCUCAACGACAUGAUCAUCGACAACACUUGUAUGCAGCUGGUUGCUAAUCCCCACCAGUUCGACAUUAUGCUCACGACGAACCUGUACGGUGCCAUCAUCUCGAACGUAGUGUGCGGCCUGUUGGGCGGAGCUGGUCUACUGGCCGGUAAGAACUACGGCGACCACUACACGAUCUUUGAGCCCGCGACCCGUAACACCGGCGCCAGCAUAGCCGGCAAGAAUAUCGCCAAUCCCAUCGCCAUGCUCAACGCUGCCGUUGAUAUGUUGCGUCACUUGGGACACAAGCAUCACGCCGUCCUUAUUCAGAAUGCCAUUAAUAAGACCAUCAAUGCCGGGAUCCAGACCAAGGAUCUGGGAGGCGACGCGUCGAGCAGGGAUAUCGUUGAUAAUAUUAUCAAGUGCAUCAAGCGCGAGAUGUAAGGUAUACGUACAAGGGAGAUCUUAGUUAAUGUGAAUUACUCGAAAAAAAUUUGCUCGAGUUUAUUUGUGAUGUGACGCGUUACAAAAGGUCAUUGCAUUGGGAUCUUUGCUUAGGAUCUUUUUGUUUUAAUUUUUUUUUCUAACGUAGCAGUAUUUUUGAAUCAUACGGUGACUAUACUGACGAUUCGUAGUGAAAAAAAAAAAAAUAAUAACUAUGAAUUAUGGCCAAGAGGCUCUUUCUGAAGUAUUAGAUUUAUACAGCUUAUACUCAAAAAUCUUUAACUAUUAUAUAGACGUACCAAUGCGUUUGUAUUGACGCAUGGAUGCAAUAACUUUUUAGUAAUGUGUAUUUUAAAGAUGCCAAUUUGUCAAUUUUUAUUCCUAUUUUAGAUGUUCCAUCCUGCGUAGUAUUUAUUGAAUCAAGUUUGGAUUUUUAAACUUUGAUCUAAAGGUAAUCGAUUUUUUUGAAGUUUUUUCUGUCUUGAGCAACUAAUUGCGCGCGCUUUAGGUUAAUUAAAAACUGCCUUUGCCCUCGCAUCAUGACGACUAAUUAUGACAUCUAUCAAUGAAACUUUAUUAUCUUAUGUGUAUCAUAGUCAGUGCAAGAUUAGUGUGGCUGCAGAAGAUAGGUAUCAUUAUAUCUUCUUUGAUUUGACAUCGAUUUAUUGAUGAAUCAUUGGCAUCCGUUAGCGUAAAUAUUCAGUAAAUCAUGAAUGAAAUUAAAUUAACUUUUAAACGUAUUAUUCGCUCGAUGAACUCUGUCGUUAAAAGUUCACAAAUCCUAAAGAUAAUGUACAUAAUGUAAGUACUCCCAUCAAUUUUCGUUAUUUAUUGCUAAAGCACACAUGUUAUACCGUAACGUCGAACGAGACAAGGGAAGCUUCGUUUGUAUUGUAUUAAAAUAAAAUGAAAAUUAAUUGAAA